AUGGGUUCCGCAUACACAAUUCUCGGGAAACAAGUUCCUUCGCACGUUCUUGCUCUUCUUACUUUAGGUGCCACUGCCGGUGUUGUUGCCUGGCCCCGUGCUGCUAAGGAAGCUCCAGUUGCCACUCCAGCCGCUGUUCCUGCUGUCAAGGAAGACGAUUUCGACCUUGAAAAGUUGCUCAGUGACUUCACCAAGGAAGAAUCAAAGUAAAUAUGAAUACAAAAAUAGUUUUGAAUAUUGAGUGAGUGUAGAGCCCAUGGGGGAG
Messenger RNA from [Candida] anglica, 265 nucleotides. The record is from the annotation of a GenBank genome assembly. Lineage: Eukaryota; Fungi; Ascomycota; Pichiomycetes; Serinales; Debaryomycetaceae.